This is a messenger RNA of Neoarthrinium moseri, 10980 nucleotides long. RefSeq lists its product as uncharacterized. The record is from RefSeq and is a predicted model, not a curated record. Bases 1 to 10980 code for a protein of 3659 amino acids. The transcript has a single exon. NCBI's taxonomy places the organism in Eukaryota, Fungi, Ascomycota, Sordariomycetes, Amphisphaeriales, Apiosporaceae.
AUGAGGUCGAUACUUGGAUUCCUCCUGAUCGUGCAGGGGUUUAUCUCUCCUGCCGAGGCUGUAUUUCCCUUCCCGGUGAACGGCCCUGCGAAUCCGCCGUUCACUUGCGAUGCCAAUGGAUAUAUUAUCGAGAUCGAUGACUUGUACAGCAUCAGUCUUACAAAUGCUGCAUACAGCCUCGUCAAAGCCGCUGUAUGGCCGAACCCUAUCAACGCCAUGGGAUACAACAUCCUGGACAAUUACAUGUAUGGAAUCGACCAAACCACCAAUGCGGUUUUGCAGAUAUCUGGAAACGGGAACACGAAAUCCUUAGGACUCCUCCCUACCGCCGCCAACGGUAUCUUCUUCAACAUCGGAGAUUUUGCCCUCGGUGGUCAGUUCUACAUUUCUGAUGCUUACAACGUAUGGUACCAGGUGGAUCUUGCGCCUGGAUCUGCGACAUACGGGAAUGUUAUAUCGUCUGGCGCGCUUGACAACCUUGGAUAUUAUGUCGCCGAUUGGGGAUUCUUUCCCAAUGCGGGAAACAAUUUCUAUACCAUUGGCAGAACCAUCAAUGCGCCCGUCGUCUCAGUUAUGUUGCGCUGGAGUCCUAUUACGCACACAUUUACGGUGUUGCAAACGUUCGGUUCCAUCGUUGGGUCUAACACUUGGACAUCCGUUUUCCCAUCUCCCGAUGGAAAUCUGUUUGCGUUGGAGAAUACUUCUGGACAGCUUUGGAAGUUCUUACUGUCAGGGGGAACACCCGUGUUGGUUGGGAACGGCCCAGUCCCGAGUGGCCGAAGCGAUGGAGCACGUUGUGUCCUAGCUCCAACGUUUCUCGUGACCAGAACCACCAUCAUUUCAGCGACUGCGCCGGCUUUCACGUCGACCAUCUCACAAUCCGGUACUAAUCCAGCCCAGGUAAUCAUCGGAGCGCCUGCAAGCACAACCACAAUCACGACCUUGAUCCCUAGCAACAGCGUCCCCUUCACGUCAACCGUCACGCAGACUGGCACCGCUCCAGGCCAGGUGAUCAUCGGGAGUCCAUCGACUACGACUACGUUUACAACAUUGGUGUCUGGUCCUGCCUUCACCUCGACCUUUUCACAAACUGGUACUGGCCCAGGGUCUAUUGUUGUCGGAGCACCUUUGAGUACGAAUACCGUCACAACUUUGGUGUCUGGUCCUGGCUUCACCUCAACUGUUCCACAGACUGGCACUGCCCCAGGAACGAUUGUUGUCGGAGCCCCCUUAAGUACGAAUACCGUUACAACCCUAGUAUCUGGUCCUGGCUUCACCUCAACUGUUCCGCAGACUGGCACCGCCCCAGGGACGAUAGUCGUCGGAGCGCCUCUUAGCACGAAUACCGUUACAACAUUGGUGUCCGGUUCUGCCUUCACGGCGACUAUCUCACAGUCUGGUACCAUCCCCGGUACCGUUAUUGUCGGGAAUACGUUUACAACCACUACGAGAACGACACUAGUCUCAGGUUCAGGCUUUUCUUCCACUAUCUCGCAGUCAGGUACCGUCCCAGGUACUAUUAUCGUCGGAGCCCCUCUAAGCACGAAUACCGUCACGACAUUAGUGUCAGGUCCUGGCUUCACUUCGACUAUUCCACAGACUGGCACUGCCCCAGGGACUGUGAUUGUCGGGAACAUGUUUACGACUACUACGAGGACAACUCUCGUCUCAGGUCCUGGCUUCACUUCGACUAUCUCGCAGUCAGGUACUGUCCCAGGAACUGUUAUUUUCGGGGAUACAUUUAGUACGAACACCAUUACCACCCUAGUGUCUGGCCCUGCUUUUACUUCGACUAUCUCUCAGUCUGGGACCAUCCCUGGUACCGUUAUUUUUGGGGACACGUUCUCUACUACCACGAGGACGACGUUAGUUGUAGGUCCUGGUUUUACUUCGACUAUUCCACAGACUGGUACCAUCCCUGGUACUGUCAUUAUCGGAAACCAACUAAGUACAAAUACGAUAACCACCUUGGUUUCUGGUUCUGCUUUCACUUCGACUGUUCCACAAUCUGGUACGAUACCGGGGACCGUUAUUAUUGGGGGUCCAUUCAGCACAAAUACGAUAACCACCUUGGUUUCUGGUCCUGGGUUUACCUCGACUAUUCCGCAAAGUGGUACUACACCGGGGACUGUUAUUAUCGCAGAUCCACUAAGUACCAAUACGAUAACUACUUUGGUCUCUGGUCCUGCUUUCACUUCGACUGUCCCACAAUCUGGCACCAUACCGGGAACCAUUAUUUUCGGGAAUCCAUUUAGCACAAAUACGAUAGUCACCUUAGCCCCUGGCACAGGGUUUACCUCGACUAUUCCACAGUCUGGUUCUAUUCCGGGGACAGUUAUUAUCGGUGGGCCAUUUGGCACAAAUACGAUAACCACCUUGAUUUCCGGCUCAGGGUUCACCUCGACUGUGCCACAGUCUGGUACUAUACCUGGAACUGUAAUUAUCGGAGCUUCGCUGAGCACAAAUACGAUAACAAGCUUGGUUUCUGGCCCUGCUUUUACGUCAACUAUUCCACAAAGUGGCACUACACCGGGGACUAUUAUAGUUGGGGAUCCCUUUAGCACAAACACAAUAACUACCUUAGUUACUGAGCCACCCUUUACAUCGACUGUUUCACAAACUGGUACUGUCCCAGGAACUAUCAUUAUUGGUAUUCAGUUGAGCACGACUACAGUAACUACCUUGGUAACUGGACCAGCUUUUACGUCAACUGUGUCUCAAUCUGGCACUGCUCCAGGCACGGUCAUAAUUGGUAAUAUGGCUAGCACGACCACGAUUACGACCUUGGUAACUGGAUCGCCAUUCACGUCAACCAUCUCGCAAACUGGCGCUAUUCCAGGCACCGUUAUUAUUGGAGACAUGCUUAUAACUACCACGAUUACGACCCUGGUGACUGGAGCACCGUUUACGUCGACUAUUCCGCAGUCUGGUACUGUUCCAGGGACGGUGAUAAUUGGAGAUAUGCUAAGCACUACCACGAUUACGACCUUGGUAACCGGGCCAGCCUUUACGGUGACUGUGCCGCAGUCUGGUACUAUUCCAGGAACAGUUAUUAUCGGAGACACAUUAAGCACAACUACAGUCACGACCCUAGUUACUGGGGCCCCCUUUACCUCGACAAUAGCUUCGCAAUCUGGUACUAUACCUGGAACAGUGGUGAUUGGCGAUACUCUAAGCACUACUACGAUUACGACUCUGGUGACCGGUACUCCAUUCACGUCGAUAAUAGCUUCGCAAUCUGGUACGAUUCCAGGAACUGUGGUCAUUGGGGAUACCCUAAGCACAACUACACUUACGACUCUGGUAACUGGUGCACCCUUUACCUCGACGAUUGCUUCACAAUCUGGUACUAUCCCUGGAACGGUGCUUAUUGGAGACAUGGUCAGCACUACUACAAUAACAACCCUAGUCACUGGUGAUCCCUUCACAUCGACGGUUGCCUCUCAAUCUGGUACUAUACCAGGAACCGUUGUUGUGGGGGACACACUAAGCACGACUACGAUUACGACUCUGGUGUCGGGAGAGCCAUUCACCUCGACGAUUGCUUCGCAAUCUGGCACCAUACCGGGUACUGUCCUUAUUGGAGAUGUGCUGAGUACUACUACUAUUACGACAUUAGUUUCUGGGCCGCCUUAUACCUCAACUCUCGCUUCACAAUCUGGCACGGUUCCUGGAACUGUUCUUGUCGGUAACCCGUUCAGUACGGAUACGAUUACAACCUUGGUAUCUGGCCCUGCUUUUACCUCAACUGUCGCCUCACAGUCGGGGACUGCUCCUGGAACCGUUAUUAUCGGGGAUCCCUUUACUACAGAUACGGUCACGACCCUGGUAUCAGGCCCUGCAUUUACCUCGACUGUAGCCUCGCAAUUUGGCACAGUUCCUGGAACUGUCAUUAUCGGCGAUCCGUUUAGUACUAACACAAUUACAACAUUGGUGUCUGGACCUGCUUUUACCUCAACUGUUACCUCGCAGUCAGGGACUGCUCCUGGAACCGUUGUUAUUGGGGAACCGUUCAGUACAGACACGAUUAUCACCUUGGUGUCAGGUCCAGCCUUUACUUCUACUAUAGCCUCGCAGUCUGGGACUAUUCCUGGAACCGUUGUUGUCGCGUACCCAAUUAGUACAGACACGAUCACCACCUUAGUAUCAGGCCCGGCUUUUACCUCAACAGCUGCUUCGCAAUCUGGCACUACUCCCGGUACCGUAAUUAUCGGCGACCCGUUCACUACAGACACAAUUACCACGCUUGUGUCUGGGCCGGCUUUUACCACAACUGUUGCAAUCCAGUCAGGUACUAUCCCGGGUACUGUUGUUAUUGGCGAUCCAUUGACCACUGAUACCAUAACCACCUUCAUCUCGGGACCUGCUUUCACCUCAACUGUUGCAUCCCAGUCGGGCACCACCCCCGGUACCGUUAUUAUCGGAGAUCCAUUUAGUACAGACACGAUCACUACCCUCGUAUCUGGGCCAGGCUUCACCUCCACUGCUGCAACUCAGUCAGGUACUAUCCCGGGUACCGUUAUUAUCGGGGAUUCUUUUAGCACAGACACGAUUACUACCCUCGUAUCUGGUCCAGCUUUUACUUCGACUAUUGCGUCGCAAUCUGGUACUAUCGCGGGUACCGUUGUUAUUGGAGAGCCAUUAACUACAACGACAAUUACGACUCUAGUUACUGGUCCUCCAUUUACUUCGACUAUUUCGCAGUCAGGUGAAAUCCCAGGUACUGUUAUUAUUGGAGAUCUGUUGAGUACGACUACUAUUACCACGUUUAUUCCUAGUGGCCCUGCGUUCACUUCUACCAUACCGCAAUCAGGCACCGUCCCCGGAACAGUGCUGAUCGGCGACCCGGAGACUACAGCCACAAUUACGACUCUAGUUACUGGUCUUCCGUUUACUUCAACUAUAUCGCAAUCGGGCACUGUCCCUGGUACCGUGAUUAUUGGGGACCCGGAGUCUACAACUACAAUUACCACACUCGUCGCUGGUCCUGCAUUUACUUCGACUAUAUCCCAAUCUGGCGCCGUCCCUGGGACCGUGAUAAUCGGCGAUCCGGAAUCCACUACUACUAUUACCACUUUCAUUCCCAGUGGUUCUGCAUUUACUUCAACCAUUUUACAGUCUGGCACUGUUCCAGGGACUAUAAUUAUUGGGGACCCUGAAUCUACCAUUACGAUUACCACUUUUAUUCCCAGUGGUCCUGCAUUUACUUCAACUGUUUCACAGUCAGGUUCUGUCCCAGGAACUGUGAUUGUGGGAGACCCGGAGUCUACAACUACAAUUACCAUACUGAUUCCUACUGGCCCUGCAUUCACGUCGACCGCUUCGCAGUCGGGCACUGUUCCUGGGACGAUAAUUAUUGGUGACCCAGAAUCUACGACUACAAUCAGCACGCUGAUUCCCAGCGGGCCUGCAUUUACAUCGACUAUUGCAUCGCAGUCAGGCACUAUCCCAGGAACUGUCGUUGUGGGAAACCCGGAAUCUACGACUACAAUCAGUACGUUGAUUCCCAGCGGACCAGCGUUUACUUCAACUAUUGCGUCGCAGUCAGGCACUGUACCAGGAACGGUUAUUGUCGGAGACCCGGAGUCUACAAUUACAAUUACCACAAUCAUCCCUAGCGGCACUGCGUUUACUUCGACUGUUGCUUCACAGCUAGGCACCAUCCCAGGAACGGUUGUUCUCGGAGACCCGGAGUCUACAACUACGAUUACCACGCAGAUUCCCAGCGGUCUUCCAUAUACCUCCACCAUUGCAUCGCAGUCUGGUGCCGUCCCAGGGACCGUGAUUGUUGGAGAGCCGUUAACCACAGUUACAAUUACGACCUCAAUUGCCAGUGGCCCUGCCUUCACGUCCACUAUUGCGUCUCAGGUCGGUACUGCUCCAGGGACCGUAAUCGUUGGAGAGCCGCUCACUACUAUAACUAUAACCACUUUUGUUGCCAAUGGCCCAGGAUUUACGUCGACUAUCGCGUCGCAGUCUGGCUCGGUGCCUGGUACGGUAAUCGUAGGGGAACUAUUGACGACGACCACUAUUACCACCUUGAUCCCUAGUGGUCCUGCAUUCACCUCGACCAUAUUGCAAUCUGAUACUGUUCCUGGUACAAUUAUUAUUGGGGAUCCAUUCUCUACGGUCACCAUAACUACUACAAUUCCAGAUAGUAGUCCCGCUUAUACCUCGACUAUCUCGCAAUCAGGCACCAUUCCUGGUACAAUUGUUAUCGGGGAGCCGUCAGCGAGUACAUCGACCUCGCUCAGCACCACCGAGACAAGCUCUAGCGAUGUUGAGCCCACUCUGAGCAGCACCUCCUCCUUCCUGACCACGAUCCAGAGCCUGACAGACACGACCACAUCAUCCGUUAGCAAUACCAGCACAUCCAGCGAUGAGGCGACAUCUACUACCGAGUCAUCCUUCUCGACCAGCGAGUCCAGCGACGAUACCACCUCUACGACAGCGUCACCCGUCUUGACCAGUACGUCCAGCAACGAGCCCGCGGUUACUACUGAGUCAACCUCUUCGACCAGUACGUCCAGCGAUGAGGCGACAUCUACUACCGAGUCAUCCUUCUCGACCAGCGAGUCCAGCGACGAGGCCACCUCUACGACAGCGUCACCCGUCUUGACCAGUACGUCCAGCAACGAGCCCGCGGUUACUACUAAGUCAACCUCUUCGACCAGUACGUCCAGCGAUGAGGCGACAUCUACUACCGAGUCAUCCUUCUCGACCAACGAGUCCAGCGACGAGGCCACCUCUACGACAGCGUCACCCGUCUUGACCAGUACGUCCAGCAACGAGCCCGCGGUUACUACUGAAUCAACCUCUUCGACCAGUACGUCCAGUGAGGAGGCGACAUCUACUACCGAUUCAUCCUUUUCGACCAGUACGUCUAGCAAUGAAACUACAUCUACAAUUGAGCUACCCGCCUCGACCAGCACGUCUAGUGAGGAAUUCACGUCUACGGCCGAGCUACCCGCCUCGACCAGUACGUCCAGUGAGGAGGCGACAUCUACUACAGAGUCAUCCCUCUCGACUAGCGAGUCCAGCGAGGAGCUCAGCUCUACGGCUGAGACUACCCUUACUACUGAGCCCACCCUUACUACCGAGUUAUCCCUUUCGACCAGCGAAACCAGUACCUUAGGCUCGCUGUUGACCACCGGGAUGGAUACGAGCUCCAAUGGUGUGGCACCAACUCUCUCAACUUCGGCUCCCCUUUCGACGGAUAGCUCUAUGGCAAUCACCUCGUCCUCGACUGUAACUACUCCUACCUCACGGAGGGAUACGAGCUUUAACGGUGUGGAGCCAACCUUCGUUGUUAUAACCUCGCUGUUUGUCAGUGGCUCGGUAACCUUCACGUCGCUCAUCACCAUUGCUAUUUCUACCUCUAAGACUGACACGAGCUUCAAUGGUGUGGAGCCAACUCUUUCGAUUUCAACGUCGCUUUCGACAACUGGCUCCCAAGCACUCACCUCGCCCUCAACUUCAACUAUCAGCCUUGCUAUCUCAACGACGAUUACCUCACUCUCGGUUAGUGGAACUGACACAUCAACUUCAUCAUCAACCUCAGACAUCACAUCAAGCCAGCCGACUAGCUCUGAUGGGGUAGAGCCCAUCCUCUCAAGUUCGACAUCGUUUUCAGAUAGUAGCUCUCUCACAAUUAUCUCGCUUCCAACGUCAACUGUUAGUCCCAUCAUCCCUACCACGAUAACAUCGCUCUCGGUCAACGGAAAUACCACAUCAACUUUGUUCUCCACCUCAAGCCUCACUAGCGUCGUUGCGUCUACUUCAGAACCCAUCACGUCUAGUUCAGCGGCUCCAAUCACUUCCACAUUUGAGAGCAGCACCAUCACAAGCGAUCCAGUCACUAUUGUGACUUCGUUGUCAACAACGGGAAACAGCACGUUUCCUAUCAUAUCUACCUUGACUCUCGAAUCUAGUGGUUCCACUGUCGAGACUAGUUAUUCUACCACUUCAACUACAGAGUCUAGCAUCUCUAGUUUAUUGGAUGUUUCUACGUCUACAUCGACAAGUGGUACUAGUAUCUUUACAUCUCUUUCAACCUCGUCCGUUUCGAUAUCAGAGUCAUCCACCCAGUCAGUGGAACCUAUUGAGACAUCAUUAAGCUUCACCAUUUCAGUGUCAACUUCCAUCUCAGUCAGCGGCACUAGCACGUCAACGUCCUUAUCGACAGUCAGCGUUCCGGUCAGUAGCACGUCACCGACUGAUACAACUUCAACUACGGAGACUUCAACUACGGAGACUUCAACUACGGAGACUUCAACUACGGAGACUUCAACUACGGAGACUCUGACGACGGAGCUUUCAACGAUGCAGCCUUCAACGAUGGAGCCUUCAACGAUGGAGCCUUCAACAAUGGAGCCUUCAACGACGGAACCUUCGACUAGAAUCACAAACGAGACGCAGUCUUCGACCUGGAGCGUUGCACCAAUCACAUCUGAAACUGCAUCAAUAACAUCCACAGUAGAGUCGACCGGCUUCACCAUUUCCAUUUCAACCUCCUUGGUUACUAGCGGUACAAGCACGUUUACGACUCUCUUGACCACCAGUCUUCCUCUCACGUCAGUUUUACCAACCUCAUCAUCAGCUGAAUUUCCGACUACAGAGACUAUUUCAACUACAGAGACUGUAACUUCCGAGAGCUCAACUGAAUCCGUGGCUCCGGGAACAACAUUUACAACCUUGGAGAGUUCCACUGAAUCUGUGGCUCCUGGAGCACAGACUACAACUACCGAGAUCUCGACUAUCGAGAGUUCAACUGGAUUCGUGGCUCCCGGCACCCAGCCUACAACUAUCGAAAGCUCGACGGAUUCAGUCGCUCCCGGAACGCAGACGACAGCCACCGAGACACCCACUUUCAACAGCUCGAGCGAGUCUGCGACUCCUGGAACGCAAACUACACCUAAUGAGAGCUCGACUGCAUCCGUCGCCCCCGGAACACAGACCACAGCCACCGAGAACCCUGCCACUGAGACCUCUAUCACCGAGGACUCGAGUACAACUACCAGGAUACAGACCAUGGAGAGCUCGAAUGAAUCCGUGGCUCCUGGGACACAGACUACGUCCACUGAGACUUCUACCGAGUCCGUAGGCCCAACACCUACUGUCUCGACUACGGAGUUAGAGGUAACUGCUGCGGAAUCUUCGACCACGGAGACUUCAUUGACAGAGUUGUCUACUAUCUCUGUCGCUCCUGAAACGUCAACAACGGCAACUGAGACUGAGCUUUCCACCACUUCGAUUGGGCCUACGACUGAUAAUGAGGCGUCCACCGUCUCGAUACGCCCAACAUCUACUCAGACUGAAUCUGUAACGACUGAGACUGAGCUUUCCACUGCUUCGGUUAGGCCUACAACAGUCAUAUACCCAACAUUUAUCCCCACAGAAUCUGCAACGACGAAACUUGAGUCUUCCACUGCCUCCGCUGAGCCAACAUUUACUCAGACCGAGCCCACAACGACCGAGACGGAAUCUACAAUGGCCGAGACUGGGUCGUCCACCGCCUCGCCUACGUCGGAUGUAUACCCCACCUUUGCCAAGACUGAACGUGCAACGACGGAGCCUGAGUCUUCUGCUGCCUCCGCUGAUCCAACACUUAUUCAGACCAGACCCACAACGGCCAAGACGGAACCUGCAACAACAAAGACUGAGUCUUCCGCCGCUUCACUUGGACCUACGACGGUUGUCUAUUCCAAAUUGACACAGAUUGACACUGCAAUGACAGAGACUGGAACCGAAUAUGAGACUGGUGUAUCAACAGGAUCGGUCAGGCCUAAUACCUCGAUGGCAGGAUCCUCAAUUGACUCUGGUGAGCCAACGAUAACAGACAAAAAGGUCUACCUGACCGGCCCUCUAACGGAAUCGACUUACACUUCGACGUACACCUAUGCAGCGGUAUACCACACUGAUGGCAGUCCAACAACGGAGACCAAGACUGCGACAACCACAUGGUGUCCUGGUGAGAGUAAUCAUGCAAAGUCACCCUACACGAAGGGCCAUUACGGCUUAGGGCCUGUGGAGCCAAACCAUUUUAAGGGCCUAUACGACACCGACGGUGCCCACGCGGUACCUAAACCCCCAUACAAGAAGCCAACUUACACCUCCACGUAUAUCCAGCCAACAACCUAUACAAUCACCUCGUGUCACCCAGCCAGUACGAAGUGUGUCGUUGGACAGCUUACCACCGAGACUAAAACCCUAAUCACGACGUGGUGUCCUGGAGAGGAGAAGUCUACGAAGCAUGUCAAGCCGGAUGUGCCUAAUGUUUCGGAUCCUGCUAAGCAGCACCGCAAACCCCAAACAGGCAAACCGCCUGUGAUGGACUACAAUGCAAUGCAGCCACUUAAGACUUCGACGUAUACCGAGAAGACAACUUAUACUAUCACGUCAUGCCAUCCCACGGUCACCAAAUGCCAUAUUGGUGGUGUUACUACGGGUACUCACACGCACACUUCCACUUACUACGCUGGAGAGGGCGAGGCUGUUGGUGUGCAUCACCCCUUUAACCCCGAGGGACACCACGUAGAGGAUUACUCGAAUACCCCCGGUCCCAAACCGGAUAGCUAUAAAACUACAGCCAAAGACCCGGCUCAGGACCUGGCUCAUUCCCCUUCGACUUUUCAGGCAUCUACCUUCAAGGUUUCUACGUACCCUGCUGCCGCUGAACCCGGAAAGCCGGGUGCUCCUGGAUUACCCCAUGCAGACACAUCUAACUGGGGCUCAUAUAGUCCCAAAGGUGGUGAGAAGCCUGAUUCUGCGGCCAAACCCGGCCCUGGCCCAGCUGGUAGUAAGCCAGGACACGAGAAGGGUGACCCUACAGCCACUUCCAAGGCCGAUGCCGCUGGAACUCAAGGCAAUGAAGCUGCAACCGCACCGGGCCCUCAGCCGACGUACGCUACUGCUGAGGCUUCCAACAUCCAACUCUUUUACGUAUCUGCUUUUAUUGCAAUUAUUAUGAGUUUGUUAUAG